This is a messenger RNA of Symbiodinium sp. CCMP2592, 2727 nucleotides long. The record is from the annotation of a GenBank genome assembly. Lineage: Eukaryota; Dinophyceae; Suessiales; Symbiodiniaceae.
AUGAAGAGACAGGCAUCGUCUUCUGGUGCAUCACUUCCGAGCACCACGACGACGGCUACCGUGGAGAAGGCCUUUCUUUGGUGGGACCAGCUUGACAACACGUGCGAGUGCAUGGAGGAGUGGGGCGUCGGCAAGGGCGUAACCAAGGAGCAGUGCCUUGCGUUCAUGGAUGACUGCGGCAUCGGGCUGCACGACGAACUCGACGACGAGGAAUGUGGCUUGGACGAGGGUGGUUGUGCUGUCGACUCAGAGACUGACGAGGACACCAUCGUUGUGCAGCUGGAGAUUAGCGACACUGUGGGUUCCGAGGGCGCUUUGGCGAUCAAGGCGCGAACGAUGGAUGGUCGUGAGUUUGCACAAACGACCUUGGAUGCCAAGAAGACAUUGGUGCGCACACUCAUCGAUGACUUGGCCGCAAAGUAUCCCUGCUCACCUCUCGCCUUGCGCCUGGUGCUGCCUGGUGGUGGCUGCAUCGAUGUUCUCGAAACAGCCAACCAAGUUCUGGCGGCAGUUCGCCUCGCCGUGCCCGUGCAGCGCGUGCACGGCCUCUACACCAACCAGAGCCACUCCCCCGUACCCGCGCCCGGAGGCCGACAUCGGAUCAUGUUCUCGCGCUUGGGCGUGUGGUCCGGCCAAGCCGGCCCGGCCUUGCUGGAACUCCUUUGGUCCUUCUUUGGCGAGGAGCAACAGAAAGGCAACUUCCCCUUCGAGCCGGUGUUUCUGAGCGUGCGGGUGAGGGCCGUCCCCACGAUCUAUGCCGUCACCUACGAGGAGAUGUCCCAGUUCUACGCGUGCGUCUUUUGGCCAUGGGAUGUGAUGAUGAUGCUCUUCAGUGAGCUGUACACUAUGCUCGUGCCCUUGUUCCUGCCCGAUCGCCAUUGGAUUGCGCGGCUCCCAGGCUCAGAGGCCGCCUACUGGCUAUCCCUCACGGAGUUCGAGCAGUCGGAAGCUCAGUGUUUGAGGGAUUUGCCGAGGUAUCCCAGCCUUGGUCAUUUCCGCAGCGUCCCAGAUCUCUUGGCGCAGCUGCGGCAGCUUGAUCCGGAGGAGGCCAAGCGCGGCAUGAGAGCCUUCAACGAGGUUGGGAAAUUCCAUGCUGCCGUGGCUGUGAUCCGGCAGAAGACCCUCACUGUCUGGACCGGGACUGCCAGGCUCUUGACAUGUGCUAAAGUCUGCCAAGCGGCGAGACGCUUCCUUUCGCGGCAAGAUGUGCGAGAGAGCCUGGUCACCUCACUGCCGGAGGAUGCUUUUGCCCUCACCUCACCUCUAUGGCGCCUGUUGAGGAGCGCCAUCGCAGCUGGAAGCCCCUGCAGCACCGCCAUGUUGAAGCCGACCUUUACGGUGAUGGGAAGGCCAGCAGCUCGCGCAACGAGCUGUAGAGGUGGAAGGUCGCGGCUGCUGGGGCGCUGCUUCACGGUGUCUGCUCAAACGGGAGACGUGGCCCUGGUCACCCUGGCGCUGCAGUGCCGGGCGGACAUUGAGCAGAGGAUCAACGGCCAGAGCGCCCUGGACUCGGCGUCGCAGGCCGGGCAGGUGCAAAUCGCAGAGGUGCUGUUGCAAGCCCGCGCGGCAGCGACUCAGACGGCGCAGGGCCGCUGGACUCCGCUGAUGCGUGCAGCGCAGGGGGGACAUCUCAAAGUCUGCGAGCUCCUCUUAGCCUCCGGCGUCGACCCGGACGAGUGGGCCGAGCGGACUACGGCCUUGGACGUGGCGGUGUCCCUUUCGCACUUGGAGGUGGUGAAAGCUCUGGAGGCCAAGCAGGCCCGGAGGUUCAUUGAACUGCCGGCAGCGAGGCGAAAAGUCGCGGCUUCCACGAGCUUUCGAGGGGCCCUGGAGAGCUUUCGGCGGCCUUCCAGGAGAUCCGGACGGGGCGUCCUUUGUGGCUCGGCCUCUCUACCGCUGCAGCCGAGAGUGCGCAUCCCCGCGGCAGAUGCUGAAUCUGACGAGGAAGACGACGAGUUCGGAACAGCUAAGUAUUUGUUAACCUUUCUGUGCCAUCGCAAGGCGGAGGUGGGAAACUUUGGGCGCCUCGCCGGUGGCAUCCUAGCUGCAGCGAUGCGCGAGACUACUUAUGUGGAUGCCGUGGGGAUGCUCUCUCUGAGCAAUGCAGCCAAAGCCGUUGCGCUUGCCAAUUCCAUGGCCGAGAACCAGGCAGCCUCCAAGCACCUGGCAUUUCAGCCAGAGCUGCUUUCCGAGGAGGAGAACGACGUCGAGAGGAGGCUCUGCCGCCUGGUGGUGACAGCCAGGACCCCUCAAAAAGACGAGGAGCCCAGGGAUUUCUCCAAAGGCGGCAUCUUUGUACCCCAAAGCUCUCCCGGCGAGGGUUCGGCGACCAGGACGACCCCUACAACUCUCGCGAGGACGGCGCUGGGGCAGUGGAUGCGCUACACCGUGCCGGACCUCCGCCAGGCAGCGCGCUCAGCGGCCCGAGCCGCCAGCGCCGGUGAGAAGGCCGUAGCGUCGGCUUCAUCCACGCCCGGCAGGCAAAAACCUCCUUUUCUGAUAGCCAUGGGACCGCCUGCCAUCGCUAUGGGGGUGAAGUCCCUCGCCUUUGUCUGCAGGGAUGUCAGAAAGGAGCACCUGGACGGUGUUCCACCCGUGCUGGUGGUUCCCAGACUCUGGCAGAGAAAGGUGAAGCUGGAGAGUGGAAAGGACAGGAUCAGCAAGCAGCUCGUCCUCUGCUUGGUGCGUGACCUUCGCGCUUCGGAGACUUCGGAUGCGAUGCGGUGA